GAAUGGAAUCGCUGGAAAUACAUAUUUGACUUCUUAUUUAAACAUUGAACGGUUCUCAUUAUUUCUUUUGAAACAUCUAAUGACUGAAUGAACGAUGAACAGCUGAAUUGUGUACCUCGAAUUGUCAAGAAACAUUUUUCCUCAUAAAACCUGGCGAAUGAUUAACUCAUUAAAUUGCGUCGAAACGACUCCUUUUUGUUAACACUUUCAUUUUUUAUGUGGCCGAAACUGGCCUCAUAUUUUUAAAGGAUGUUGCCGCGGUUCACAAAGAAUGCUUCUAAAGCGGCAAUCGUAGUCCACUUGCGGUUCUCGGCCUCUUGGAAUACAAGACUCCGUGGACCAUAGAAGACCUCGUCGGUGACCUCUUCAGGAUGACGAGGCAUGCAGUGCAUAAAUUUGCCAGAUUUGUUAGCAAGCUCCAUGAUCUGUUCGGUGACUUGAUAGCCAGCGAAUUGUUUGAGACGUUGUUCCUUUUCGGCUUCUUGACCCAUGGAGACCCAGGUGUCGGUAACAACGAUAUCGGCAUUCUUGACGGCCUCCUUGGGGUCAUCCUUAAACUCAAUCUUUGUAUUUUUCUCCUUUGCAGCCUCCUUGAUGAGGGCGAGAAUGUCUGUCCGAAUGGAGACAUCUUUCGGCUUGGCAACAGCGGCACCAAUGCCGAGCUUGGCACAAGCAAUGAGCAUGUCGUGAAGAACGUUGUUGACAUCACCGACCCAUGCAACCUUCAGAUUGUCAAAGGUACCAAAUGUUUCCUUGAUAGUAAGAAGGUCGGCCAAUGCCUGCAGGGGAUGGAAGGUGUCACAAAGACCGUUAAUGACGGGCGUGCUGGAAUGUUUUGCGAGUGUUGCUACAUCGUUGUACGAGUUUACACGAGCAACGAUACCCGAAGUCAUGCUAGAAAUGACUCGAGCAGUGUCGUACAUACACUCAUUGACACCUAAUUGGAUGUCGUCCUUGCCCAAAAACAGCGAAUUACCGCCCAGACAAGUAGUAGCGGAUUCUACACUGAUACGAGUACGUGUGCUUCGUUUGGAGAAAAGCAUGGCAACAUUUUGUCCUUCAAGGCCACUCAGCGCGACUGGUUUCCGAGCUGCAUAGUUUGCCUUAUAUGCAGUUUUGAUUUCAGCAGAGCGCUCAACGAGACGAAGCAACUCUUCCCGGGUGAUAUCACGGAUGGAGAGAAAGUGACGAGGAAUUUGUUUGACGACUGACAUGUUGCGAAUUGUGUUUUAUGAUAUCUAUGCAAUGAACAAUUGAAGUGUUGGCAGACGAACGAGCGAAAGGAAAGGAUUCUGUUUUCUUUGUUAGCAACUGACGACUUUGAAUACUGGGUGCUCUUUCGAUCUUUCGUCCUCCCACCCGUCGUCCCCUUCUAGCUUACCUUCUUUAUGAGACAAAGAAAACCAAGACGAUGGAUAAUGCUGUUCAAUGCGUUCAAACACGAACUAAUAAAGCUUUUGUCUCGGAGUCAGACUGGAUGGACAAAACGUGAUGGACUGAUCGAUAACCCCAGCUGUUGGUUCCUUCCUUGAAGUGGUUUAGCGAAACUUGUGAGAUAGCACGGCUGGAUGCUGUGUUGCAAGAGGAUCAUCUCAAACAAGGUUUCGUUUUCCCUGAAGGGGGGGCUCUGUUAUCGCAUCUCAAGCAUUGAUUUGACGGUUAACAGCUCGUUUUCGUCGUUGAUGAAAGACGUCACUUCACAAUCAAUCUACAAAUGCAGUGAUGCGAUGACAAUUCUCUGACUUGUUUGACACACUGCCUCCGUACAUCAUCCCAACCGUGUCGGCCCGCCGAAACUGCUUAUCGCUCAGACGCUGGGUGGUGGUGGUGGAUCGCCGCUAUUCAGCCAAUACCAAAGCAAUCAAUCUCCUAGCAGCUGAUGUCAUCUUGCGCAUGAACUUCUCCUCGCUUACGCUGCAUUCGGUUGUGGGAAUUCCACCAAGCUGCUAAACGAGAAUAGGGCCGUGGACAAUGUCGACCGCUGUGUGAUUAUGUCGUGCAAAUAUCGUUGCAUGUACAGAAGCCGUCAGAAUGGCAAGGUAUCCCGCACGUUUCCAAGCACUCGUCAUUCGUCAUUACUGACAGGUCUUUUCGCGUUCAAGAAACUUUAUUGAUCGAUGUAUCUAUUUAUAACUUGGUUGCGAAUCGCGCGCGUUCAAAAGCUUGAGCUUAAAAAACACACACUCUGCUGCACCUCUGAGCGACAAACAACGACAACAACAUACCUCAACACUUUGUGAAAGUAAUGCUCGAAACGAUUCCUGGGCAAUCUUUUUGCUAUCGCCGGUGGUGCGGAGUUCACGAUGCUGAUGUUUACUAUACCAUCUACCGGCGGUAGUUGAGGUGCUGUGGAGGCCAUUUUCGCCGCUACGCUUGUUGUCACUACAGCUAACCUGCAGCUGCUGAUACGCGCUUUGUUGUCAAUUCGUGUAACAAUGUGGCCUUGCGCUAGAUAUCGCUCGGUCGCCGUAUCACCGUAUCAUGGCCUGGUAUUGUGAGAUUCGCAUCAAGGGACAAAGAUUGGCCUAGACGGCUAAGGGCUAGAAGCGAGCAGCACAUACUGAGGAUGGGGAAUCUGCGUGACGUUACUUAAAAGCAAUCGCUUUGUCCCCGCAAACGACAGAUUGUCAUUUCUCUCUUUCUCUCUCACAUUCCUUCUUCUUUCUUUCUUUCUUUCGACAAUCAUCAGCGAGAUUAUUGCAUCCUAAAAGCAAAGCGUGAUGAUGCUGUCUCGUAUAAAUAAAGUUGCCAGCAUCCGCCUGGCCAAGCGUGCGUUGACACGCAAUGUUACACGCACAAUUGCCUGCCAAAAACACUCAUUCUCUACAAAAUCCUUCGCCUCUCCAGCUAUUAAUGACCAGGAACGGGACGUCUUAGUGCGGAUUCUUUCUUCUAUUGGCAGUCGUCGCGAGGUUGAGCAGUAUUUACGCUACUUCACGUCUCUCGAAUUGCAGAGAUUUGCUAUUAUCAAGGUCGGUGGAGCGAUUAUCUCAGACGAGAUUGACACACUUUCUCGCAGUCUGGCCUUUUUGAACCAUGUGGGUCUGUAUCCCAUUGUGGUUCACGGAGCCGGUCCACAAUUGAACCGUAUCUUGACGGCCAAAGGUGUUGAGCCUGACUACAUUGACGGAAUCCGCAUUACUGAUGCUCAGACACUUUCGGUUGCUCGUCAAGUGUUUUUGGAGGAAAAUGCUAAACUAGUUGAGGCUCUCGAACGUUUGGGCACCCGCGCUCGGCCCAUCACAGGCGGUGUGUUCAAAGCAGACUACCUCGACCGCGAAAAGUAUCAGUAUGUUGGCAAAAUUUUUGAGGUGAACAAGGCCCCGAUUGAGCAGAGCAUUCGUGCUGGCACGCUGCCUAUUCUCACAUCCAUGGCGGAAAGCCCGUCCGGUCAACUCCUUAACGUCAACGCCGACAUUGCCGCCGGUGAAUUGGCCCGUGUGCUUAAACCCUUGAAAAUCGUGUACUUGAACGAAAAGGGUGGCCUUUACCAUGGCGUUACCGGUAAAAAAAUCAGCACUAUUUACCUGGACAAGGAGUAUGAUUCGCUAAUUAAGGAGCCCUGGGUCAAAUACGGAACAAAACUUAAAAUUAAAGAGAUCAAGGAAUUGCUCUACACCCUGCCCCGCACCUCGUCGGUUGCCAUCAUUAACACAAAGGAUUUACAAAAGGAGCUCUUUACAGAGUCUGGAGCCGGUACCAUGAUUAGCCGCGGCUUCGAUGUCUCUGUUAGCGACAACAUUGACGGCAUUCCUGAUGCCGCAUUAAAGAAGCUAGUCUUUGAGGACAAUUCUAUGGCGAAGCCUUCCUCCUUGGAGCAGUUCAAGAAGGACAUUGCUUCCUCGAAGGUCAAGGUGUAUUCCGACAGCGAGCACGAGCUCCUUGUCGUCGUUGACGUUUCCAAUCCCAAGUUUGCCUUCCUCCGUGUGUUCGGUGCUACCGAUCGCAGCUGGCUGAACAACGUUGUUGAUAGCUUAUCGGCCACCCUCAAGUCGGAGCACAAAUCGCUCAUUUGGUGCCUUGAGCCUUCAGUCAAGAACCUUGAGUGGUUCUUCGGCAAAAGCGAAGGCACACUCUAUCGCAACGGCCGCUACUACUUCUGGUACGGUAUCGAUCUCCCCGAUGUCCAGCAAGCGAUAAACUCUGCUGGUGCUGAUAGUGGCGUUACGUAUGGUGUAAGCAACAACAAGUCUUCUACCUCUGCACCUCGUUCAAGUCCCGCAACUAAGCGCACAUUCUCCACAAUGUCUGGUCGUACUGUCGCCCAUCGCGCCGCUGCUCUUUCUCGUCAAUUUGGCGUCCGUUCCUACGCCAGCAAUGCUGGUCCUGGUACCAACAAAAACAUUUCUAAAGUUGCAUUGAUUGGUGCACGUGGUUUCACAGGCAAGAACAUCAUCAGCUUGAUUAACACACACCCCUACUUUGAGCUGUCGCAUGUCUCUUCGCGAGAGUUGGAGGGCACCAAGUUGCCCGGCUACACCAAGAAGGACGUCCGCUACGUCAAUCUGUCCGCCGACGAUGUGAAACGCAUGGAAAAGGCCGGCGAGGUUGAUGCCUGGCUCAUGGCCUUGCCCAACGGUGUUUGCAAGCCUUUUGUGGAGGCUAUUUCCUCUGCCAAUGGCAAGAGUGUCAUCGUUGAUCUGAGUGCCGACUUCCGUUUCGACGACAGCUGGACCUAUGGGCUUCCCGAACUUGGCGAUCGUCUUGCCAUCCGCAAGUCGAAGCGUAUUUCCAACCCUGGUUGCUACGCUACGGGCUCCCAACUCGGAUUGGCUCCCGUUCUCGACUUGCUCGGUGGUGAACCCACCAUAUUUGGUGUUUCUGGCUACUCCGGAGCUGGAACGAAGCCUUCUCCCAAGAAUGACUUGAAUGUUUUAACGAACAACUUAAUUCCCUACUCUCUUACAGACCAUAUUCACGAGCGUGAAAUUUCUUACCAUCUUGGUCACCAAGUUUCCUUCAUUCCUCAUGUCGCCCAAUGGUUCCAAGGCAUUAGUCUGACCAUUAACGUUCCUCUCAACAAGUCCAUCACUUCUCGCGAGCUUCGCAACCUUUACCAGGAGCGCUACGAGGGUGAGGCGCUCAUUCACGUUCAAGGAGACAUUCCUCUGGUGAAGGACAACUCUACUAAAAACUUUGUUUCUAUUGGUGGUUUCGGUGUACAUUCCUCUUCGAAGCGUGCUGUAAUCAACGUUACAAUUGAUAACCUGCUUAAGGGUGCUGCUACCCAAGCCCUUCAAAACAUGAACCUUACUUGCGGCUACGAUGAGUACGCUGGUAUUUCUUUGGACUAGACUUUUUCGAUGACACACUGUUUAAUAAGAAAUGGCUGAAAAGAUAAUGAA
This is a messenger RNA of Schizosaccharomyces japonicus yFS275, 5345 nucleotides long. RefSeq names its product N-acetyl-gamma-glutamyl-phosphate reductase/acetylglutamate kinase. Bases 2721 to 5294 code for a protein of 857 amino acids. The transcript has a single exon. Gene Ontology annotation, biological process: regulation of DNA-templated transcription; L-arginine biosynthetic process. The record is from RefSeq and is a predicted model, not a curated record. Lineage: Eukaryota; Fungi; Ascomycota; Schizosaccharomycetes; Schizosaccharomycetales; Schizosaccharomycetaceae. Gene Ontology annotation, molecular function: NAD binding; NADP+ binding; N-acetyl-gamma-glutamyl-phosphate reductase (NADP+) activity. Gene Ontology annotation, cellular component: mitochondrial matrix; cytoplasm; mitochondrion.